Molecule: messenger RNA, 2442 nt
Organism: Striga asiatica
Lineage: Eukaryota; Viridiplantae; Streptophyta; Magnoliopsida; Lamiales; Orobanchaceae
Source: the annotation of a GenBank genome assembly
GCCAGAAGUGAAAAAAACGAAAAGCAAAUAUGGAUACUCUAACCCUACAGUCUACACGUUAAUAUUCAAAAGUGAUCGAUCAAAAUGAAGCAAUAAGCAGAGUAGUCCCACUGUUGGUCUCUCAGACACCAUGAAACCACCUCUGCUAUUUCUUCACCUUUUCUUCUUUUCUCAUCUCUCCUGAACUCAACCUGAACAUCAAACUCAAAUCUCUCUCUGUCUCUGUGUGUGUUCGUCACAUGGCGGAGGUUGAAUUGGAGGCAGUUUUGGAAUUCCUGAGGAAGAAUGGUCUGUCGGAGAGCGAAUCGGCUCUCACGGAGGACAUCAUGGAAAAAUCCCAACUCGCUUCUUCUGAAUUCGAGAAAUUCUUCUUCCCCAUGGCGCCGGCGCCGCCGCUGAGGAUUCCCUCGUCCCGCCGGCUACCUGAGCUUCGUGAAGGCGGCGGCGGUGAGAGCUCCAAGAGUUUUUCCGAUGAUGAGUUCGUGAGUCCCGCCGGCUCUUCUACCACUGAAUUGUGCUGUUCCGAAUUUACAAAUCCAUAUGGUAUUCGGCCGUCCUCCCAGUCAUCAUCCGACAGGCUAUCCCAGUUUGGCACGGCUCGAAACUACCUGGAUUUUGAUAUGCAAAACGACCUCUUCUGGUACAAGGAGAAAGACGAUGAUUUUUACGCCGAGGACAAGUACAUCACAACUGUUGAGGAGGAAAACCCAAAACACAAGGCUUGUGAAGAUUAUUAUGAGCUGGGUCGACUUUUUGUACUCGAGGGAAAUGAGCAAAAACACGAACAUCUAUUCUCGGAUUAUGCUUGUUCGGCUACUCUUUGUGCUUGUUGUGAUAAGGGUACUCAAGUAUAUACAGAUCGUGCCGAGUAUAACUUCAUGGAUCUUAAAACCGAAGAUGUCAACGAAAAUUGUGUAAGCGCAAAUGGUUCGCACGAUUGGAUUGGAGGUAAUUUUGAUGAUAUGGAUGAAUUUUGUGAGGAUAAGAAAAGCGAUGAGAAAAAUGAGAACGAAAACCAUGAGAUGGUAUAUGAUGAGGUUAUUGCGGGGGAAUCCAAUGAGCCUCAAGUUGUGCUAAACGAAGAGGAUGGUGUAUCAAUGUGUGAUUCUAAGGAAGAUGAUUUUGAAAUAUUCAAUCUAAGGAUUAUUCACAGGAAAAACAGAACAGGAUUCGAAGAGAACAAGGAUUUCCCAAUCGUGAUGAACAGUAUCAUAGCCGGUCGAUAUUAUGUCACAGAAUUCUUAGGAUCUGCUGCUUUUAGUAAGGUUGUCCAGGCCCAUGACCUUUGCCUUGGCAUGGAUGUUUGCUUGAAGAUCAUAAAAAACGACAAAGACUUUUUCGAUCAGAGCUUGGAUGAGAUCAAGCUUCUGAAGUUUGUGAACAAGCAUGAUCCCGCUGAUGGAAGUCAUAUUUUACGUCUUUAUGAUUAUUUUUACUGCCAGGAACAUCUAUUUAUCGUCACUGAACUUUUGAGAGCAAACUUGUACGAAUUUCAGAAAUACAACCAAGAAUCCGGUGGGGAGCCAUAUUUUACAUUGCACAGACUGCAGAUCAUAACCCGGCAGUGUUUGGAGGCUCUAUCAUACCUGCAUGACCUGGGAAUCAUUCAUUGUGAUCUAAAGCCGGAAAAUAUUCUGAUCAAAAGUUAUAGAAAAUGUGAGAUAAAAGUUAUAGAUCUCGGUAGCAGUUGCUUUCAAGCAGACAACCUAUCUUUGUAUGUGCAAUCCCGUUCUUACAGAGCUCCUGAGGUUAUGUUGGGCCUUCCAUAUGACCAGAAGAUUGACUUGUGGUCGCUUGGGUGCAUUUUGGCGGAGUUGUGUAGUGGCGAGGUGCUCUUUCCAAAUGAGGCAAUUGUAAUGAUUCUUGCGCGCAUGAUAGGUGUGCUUGGCCCAAUUGACAUGGAGAUGCUCCAACAGGGCCAAGAGACACACAAGUACUUUACCAAAGAAUAUGAUCUGUAUUAUAUAAACGCGGACACGGACAAGCUGGAGUAUAUUGUCCCUGAUGAGACAUCAUUACAGCAUCACUUAGAUGUUUCAGAUUCUUGUUUCAUUGAGUUUUUGAAAUGCCUGCUCGAGAUCAAUCCAAAGAGACGGCUAACAGCUCGGGAGGCACUACGGCACCCUUGGCUUUCAUAUUCCUACGAGGUCGUUAAUUCUUGAUGAGCUGCAUUUUCUUUUCUUAUUUUGGUUUUUUAUUUUUAUAUUUUUUCUCCCUUAAUAUUUUCUUGAUUUCUUUUGAGUAAAUGUCUGUCUGUAAAGAUUCCAAUAUCAUUGAGUUUGAAGGAUAUGUCAGCCAAAAGGUGCUCCUUGGCUGGUUUUUUUAUGAAGACGAAACGUAUUCACUUGAUGUAUAUAGAUGAGUUACAUUUUCUCCAUACUGCCCCCAUUUAUUUUGUGGGAUUGUUUUUGAAGUUUGAUACUUGUAUCCCAAGUAUUCAGA